UGGUUUAUAUCACUGAUUUAUGAGUUUCAACCCGAAUUAAACUAAAUGUGGUCUUCAAAUGGCUGUUGUACCUCGUGGAGUUCUUAUUGGAAUGUUUUUCUAUCUAACAUUCGCGAUUGCAGGGACAAUUUGGAUAUCCAUGAAAUACUUGAACGAAAAUGGCUGUGAUUGUCGUCAAUAUUUCGAGAGCGCGAAGUUGUCUGGUGGUCUGCGAGCUGCACAUGAACACGACUUUCCACACUCAGACGACAAUAUUAAAAUAGUUGCUGACAAACAAAAAAGGGCCAACGGAGAUUUCCUACAAACUUUUGGGAUAGAAAGUGCAGUUAGAGAGGGGAGACUUCCUGAAGAGGAUUGGGGACCACACCAACUUGGUCUGGUUGUACCUUACAGAGACAGAUUUGAGGAGCUGCUUGAAUUUGUUCCACACAUGCACAAGUAUUUGAAUGACAAGAAAGUCAGACACAAAAUAUUUAUUGUUAACCAAGUUGAUAAGCAUAGAUUCAAUAGAGCUUCCCUUUUAAAUGCAGGAUUCUUGGAGGCAAGAGGGAAUAAUUGUGACUAUAUAGCUAUGCAUGAUGUGGAUCUCCUACCUCUGAACAAGGACUUGUAUUAUGGAUUUCCUGAUAAAGGGCCUUUCCAUGUAUCAGCACCUUUUCUACAUCCAAAAUAUCACUAUCCAACAUUUGUAGGUGGAAUUUUGAUAAUGUCAAUUGCCCAGUUUGAAAAGGUUAAUGGACUCUCUAACAAAUUUUGGGGCUGGGGUCGGGAAGAUGACGAGCUGUAUCAGCGAAUGAAAGAAGCUGGCUUGACUAUUUAUCGACAUAGUAAAGCGAAAAUAACCACUGGUUAUGACACCUUCAAGCAUGACCAUGACUCCAAGAAGAGAAAGAGGGACUAUGCAAGAUUUUAUAACCAGAAAAAGGAGUCAUUCAAGAGAGACAGGGUAACUGGACUAACCUCGUUGAAGUACAGAGUAGAAAAACGGACAAAUCUUAACAUCAAUGGGGCGCCUUGUACGAUCUUAAACGUUCACUUGGAUUGCGAUUUGGAGCAGACACCCUGGUGUGACAAUCCUGAUUCAUGACAAAUAUACUUAAGAAACAGUGUAACAAGUUUACUCCUCGUACACCAGACAGCAGCCAUAUGUCAUUACAACGGUCCUAAUACCAUGAUUGUCUUCUUUGGUUUAGAAAAUGCUCUGACAAAAAUGAAACUAGAUGUGGCUUGCAAGGAUGUUCUGUGGUCUACCAGAAAACCUCAGCUGUUAAACAAACAAUGAAACAAACAAUAAAACAAACAAAAUAGGCAUUCCUUGGUCUACGAAUUCAUUGAACUCGAGUUGUAAAUAAAAAAUUUUCCUUGUUUAUGAAGAAGUGUGCGUUAACCUUUAAAAGUUCCAUUUAAGGAAUGUUUUCCAAGUUUUUUUUGUUGUUGUUUUUGUCUGUUUGUUUUAUGUAUUAUAUAUUUAUGACCGGAGUUCACCAAAAAAAGUCGCAACCAGCCACACGCUAAGUCAUACAUUUGAAGAGAAAAAAGAGCACUAUAUUUUUUUUUUAACUCAAUCGAAUAUGAUUUGCAACGUACAUGUACUCGCUACUAAUCUCGUAAAAUGUUAUGAAGUGUGCGCUCUGUAAUAAUGUUCAAAAUGAACAUAAUAAAUACAAUUGAACAGCUUAAUGAAA
This is a messenger RNA of Stylophora pistillata, 1685 nucleotides long. Its product is annotated as beta-1,4-galactosyltransferase 7. Gene Ontology annotation, molecular function: xylosylprotein 4-beta-galactosyltransferase activity. Gene Ontology annotation, biological process: carbohydrate metabolic process; proteoglycan biosynthetic process. Gene Ontology annotation, cellular component: Golgi apparatus. The record is from RefSeq and is a predicted model, not a curated record. NCBI's taxonomy places the organism in Eukaryota, Metazoa, Cnidaria, Anthozoa, Scleractinia, Pocilloporidae.